AUGAAGAGUUUUUUUGGAGUUGUCAUGUUUCAGUUCUUGUAUUUUACACCAUCUUUAGCAAUUCGUGAUAAUUUUUUCUUUGUUUCUGACUUCGAUGUGUCUAGAAAUAUUUCUUAUGAUGAAAUAAAAAAAUUGGUUCCAAGCAGCCUAAAAAAUGAGACGUCUUUUCUGUAUCCACCAGUUUCAAGAGCGAAUGAUAGAGUGAAGAGAUUGGUUCCAACCGGCCCAAAUAAUAAAACUUCUCCACCUUCUCCACCACAUUUUAUAGCUGAUUUUGGAGUGAAGAGAUUGGUUCCAACCGGACCAAACAAUGAAACUUCUCCACCUUCUCCACCACAUUUCAUAGCUGAUUUUGGAGUGAAGAGAUUGGUUCCAACCGGUCCAAACAAUGAAACUUCUCCACCUUCUCCACCACAUUCUAUAGAAAGUAUUGGAGUAAAGAGAUUGGUUCCAACCGGCCCAAACAAUGAAACGUCUCCACCUUCUCCACCACAUUCUACAGUGGAUUUUGGAGUGAUGAGAUUGGUUCCAACCGGCCCAAACAAUGAAACUUCUCCACCUUCUCCACCACAUUUUAUAGCUGAUUUUGGAGUGAAGAGAUUGGUUCCAACCGGCCCAAACAAUGAAACUUCUCCACCUUCUCCACCACAUUUCAUAGCUGAUUUUGGAGUGAAGAGAUUGGUUCCUACCGGCCCAAACAAUGAAACUUCUCCACCUUCUCCACCACAUUCUAUAGAAAGUAUUGGAGUAAAGAGAUUGGUUCCAACCGGCCCAAACAAUGAAACGUCUCCACCUUCUCCACCACAUUCUACAGUGGAUUUUGGAGUGAAGAGAUUGGUUCCAACCGGCCCAAACAAUGAAACUUCUCCACCUUCUCCACCACAUUUUAUAGCUGAUUUUGGAGUGAAGAGAUUGGUUCCAACCGGCCCAAACAAUGAAACUUUUCCACCUUCUCCACCACAUUUUAUAGCUGAUUUUGGAGUGAAGAGAUUGGUUCCAAGCGGUCCAAACAAUGAAAUGUCUCCACCUUCUCCACCACAUUCGAUAGUAUAUAUUGAAGUGAAGCAAUGGGUUACAAGCAGUCCAAGUAAUGGAACGUCUCCACCUUCUAUAUAG
Molecule: messenger RNA, 1116 nt
Organism: Raphanus sativus (radish)
Lineage: Eukaryota; Viridiplantae; Streptophyta; Magnoliopsida; Brassicales; Brassicaceae
Product: proline-rich receptor-like protein kinase PERK10
Exons: 1
Coding region: 1-1116 (371 amino acids)
Source: RefSeq, a predicted model, not a curated record